AUGUCAACGCAUUUUAUCUAGCUACAGAUAACAAAUUAUUUAAAACGGUGUAAGUUAACUGUAAAGUCUGGUUUCAAUCAACUUUGGGUAAGUUCAUUCUUAUUACUAAAGCUAUAUAGCUAGCUACUGAGCACUGUUGCUACUUGCUAACUGUUCUGGGAGCUAGCUAACUGGUGGUUGUUAUUGUUUAGCCAGCUAGCUAGCUUGUCAAAGAAAGAGGUGAACGUCACCCUCUUUUUGACACUCAAAACAGUCAAGUAUGGCUCAGUGACUAAUGGGUAGUGGUCUGUUUUCUAAAUACUAUUUUCCAGGGAGAGCCAUGCAGGCGUUUUUGAAAGGAACAUCAACUCAAGGCAUCAGACCUCUGAAAGAGAAAGGUACCAGUGGAGAGAAGAAGCAGAAGUCUGUCCCCUGGGUAGAGAAAUAGUAAGUAAAAUUUCUCAGUGGCAGUAAUAUAAUCCCUUGUGAAUCUUCAUUCAUAGAAUGUAAAUGCGGACACACAAAGAACAGAAAUGCUAUUCGGUAGCUGCAGGCAAAUAUCUUGGUGAUAAUUAAAGUGGCUUAAUAUGUUUAGUCAGAAAGAAAAUCCUGCAUUCAUUUGAUCAACUACACUGAAAACCAUUGUUUGGCUGUUUACAGUAGACCAAAAUGUAUGGAAGAGGUGGCAUUUCAAGAGGAGGUGGUUGCUGUGCUGAAGAAGACUAUAGAGGGUGCUGAUGUAAGUAGCCUCUUCAAUUCCAUGAGAGUAGUGACUUCUCAUAUGUUUAGGGUAAAUGCUGUCUGCCUGGGGUUCUGUUUGAAUAUUACAUGAUUUCUGUUGCAGCUCCCCAAUCUGCUGUUCUAUGGACCACCUGGAACAGGAAAGACCUCCACCAUCCUGGCUGCAGCCAGGGAACUGUAUGGGUGAGAGUGACUCACCAGCUUUCCAGAUUACUGCAUUCCAACUCCCAAUUGAUGCAGAUCUGUGUUCGUGGGUUUCAGUGCUUGUGUACACCACAGUCAGUGUUCCGUUUCCGUUCCUUUCCACAGGCCAGAGCUGUACCGACAGAGAGUGCUGGAGCUGAACGCCUCUGAUGAGAGAGGGAUUCAGGUGGUGAGAGAGAAAGUCAAGAGAUUUGCCCAGCUGACUGUAGCAGGCCACCGCACUGAGCAAGUAGCAGUUUCCUUAACCUUCAUUACAUUCACAUACCCCCCCAAACACACACAUAGCAAGCUCAAUCUAAACAACAAAUCAGAUCAUAUAAUACAUGUACUUUCCUUACCCCCUAUAACAGUCAGCAUAUUGUUAAUGUUAAAUUAGGAUAUUAAAGCCUCUUUCCAUUCCUUACCUCUGACAGUGGGAAACAAUGCCCACCCUUUAAGAUCAUCAUCCUGGAUGAGGCUGACUCAAUGACCAAUGCUGCUCAGGCUGCUCUCAGACGCACCAUGGAGAAGGAGUCCCGGACCACCCGCUUCUGUCUCAUCUGCAACUACGUCAGCAGGUCAAUUGGGCUUCGUAUUCCAAGAGGCACUCUAGAAUAUGAAAUCUAUUUUUUGUUUAUUUUGCAUAACAUUAAACUCUUUGAGACACUUUACAACAUGCUGUAAUAAAUGUUACAUCUGUAGCUAAACCAACUUAAAUUGACUGUGAUUUUAUUUUCAGGAUUAUUGAGCCCUUGACAUCCAGAUGCUCCAAAUUCCGCUUCAAACCUCUAGCCAAUCAGGUCCAAGAAGAGCGCCUGCUGGAAAUCUGUGACAAGGAGAAUCUCAAGUACUCAAAUGAGGUAAUGAUUGCAAACUGGCAACUGUACACACUGUAUCAUCAUCAUUUUACUUAAAUGAAUCAUCUUCCAAUUAUCCUUAAAUUCCAUUUUCCUGCAGGGAAUUGCAGCGUUGGUGAAGGUUUCAGAAGGGGAUCUUAGAAAAGCCAUAACCUUUCUUCAAAGUGCUGCACGGCUGAACACAGAUAAUGAGAUCACAGAGAGUGCGGUCAUAGAGAUAGCAGGGGUGAGUGCUUUUACUAACUCAGCAAAAAAAGAAACGUCCUUUUUUCAGUACCCUGUCUUUCAAAGAUAAUUCGUAAAAAUCUAAAUAACUUCACAUUGUAAAGGGUUUAAGCACUGUCCCAUGCUUGUUCAAUGCACCAUAAACAAUGAAUGAACAUGCACCUGUGGAACGGUCGUUAAGACACUAACAGCUUACAGACGGUAGGCAAUUAAGGUCACAGUUAUGAAAACUUAGGACACUAAAGAGGACUUUCUACUGACUCUGAAAAACACCAAAAGAAAGAUGCACAGGGUCCCUGCUCAUCUGCGUGAACGUGCCUUAGGCAUGCUGCAAGGAGCCAUGAGGACUGCAGAUGUGGCCAGGGAAAUAAAUUACAAUGUCCGUACUGUGAGACACCUAAGACCGCGCUACAGGGAGACAGGACGGACAGCUGAUCGUCCUCGCAGUGGCAGACCACGUGUAACAACACCUGCACAGGAUCGGUACAUCUGAACAUCACACCUGCGGGACAGGUACAGGAUGGCAACAACAACUGCCCGAGUUACACCAGGAACGCACAAUCCCUCCAUCAGUGCUCAGACUGUCCGCAAUAGGCUGAGAGAGGCUGGACUGAGGCAACAACGUCGCCUAUGGGCACAAACCCACCGUCGCUGGACCAGACAGGACUGGAAAAAAGUGCUCUUCACUGACGAGUCGCAGUUUUGUCUCACCAGGGGUGAUGGUCGGAUUCGUGUUUAUCGUCGAAGGAAUGAGCGUUACACCGAGGCCUGUACUCUGGAGCGGGAUCGAUUUGGAGGUGGAGGGUCCGUCAUGGUCUGGGGCGUUGUGUCACAGCAUCAUCGGACUGAGCUUGUUGUCAUUGCUGGCAAUCUCAACGCUGUGCGUUACAGGGAAGACAUCCUCCUCCCUCAUGUGGUACCCUUCCUGCAGGCUCAUCCUGACAUGACCCUCCAGCAUGACAAUGCCACCAGCCAUACUGCUAAUUCUGUGCGUGAUUUCCUGCAAGACAGGAAUGUCAGUGUUCUGCCAUGGCCAGUUUAGAGCCCAGAUCUCAAUCCCAUUGAGCACGUCUGGGACCUGUUGGAUCGGAGGGUGAGGGCUAGGGCCAUUCCCCCCAGAAAUGUCCAGGAACUUGCAGGUGCCUUGGUGAAAGAGUGGGGUAACAUCUCACAGCAAGAACUGGCAAAUCUGGUGCAAUCCAUGAGGAGGAGAUGCACUGCAGUACUUAAUGCAACUGGUGGCCAAACCAGAUACUGUUACUUUUGAUUUUGCCCCCCCCCCCUUUGUUCAGGGACACAUUAUUCAAUUUCUGUUAGUCACAUGUCUGUGGAACUUGUUCAGUUUAUGUAUCAGGUGUUGAAUCUUAUGUUCAUACAAAUAUUUACACGUUAAGUUUGCUUUCAAUAAAUGCAGUUGACAGUGAGAGGACGUUUCUUUUUUUGCUGAGUUUAUAUUUCACUCAACAUCAGUAAUAGUUGCCUUUUUUAUGCACUGUGCAGUCUAGUCAAAAGAGAGGUAUCCAACUUUGCUGACACCUAUGCUCACUUUCCUCUUUAAGGUUGUUCCUCCCAAGAUGAUUGACAAUUUGCUCAAAAUCUGUUACAAGGGCACAUUUGAAAAACUAGAGAUUGCUGUUCGGGUAUGUACAUUCACUUUAUAUUGCUGCUUCAUUACAUAGGGAUCGAAAAUCUCACUCCAUGGCACUUUUAAUGUAGCAGCUUUCUAUCAGACUAAUCACCAGGCCAUUCUGCCACUUACAGAACAUGGUAGAUGAGGGCUAUGCUGCCACACAGAUCAUCAACCAGCUACACGAAGCCAUCAUAGAGGAAGAGCUGAAUGACAAGCAGAAGUCUGCCAUCACGGAAAAGAUGGCAGUAUGUGUUUCAAAAUGGCUUAACUUGCAUCAAUGUGACAAUCUUGUCAUUACAACGUUAUUGAAAAAAUAUCUACAGUAGUAGUGACAUUGAUUUGUCUCCCUCUUUUUCAGGUGGUUGACAAGUGUUUAGUGGAUGGUGCAGAUGAGUACCUGCAGAUGCUGAGUCUGUGUUCUGUGAUCAUGCAGCAAGCCACCCUGAGUAACUGACCCCACAACCUCACCUCAUGGACCAUUCCUCUUCAUAUACAUCUGGACCAACUGCUUUUUCUACACAUUUUUGUAGGCUGACUCCAUUAAAAUGUUAAUUGUUUCCUGUAAACACUGUCUGUCAAUCAGUGCUGUUCAAGUCAUACUUCAGGGGUCAGUUUUAUAGAACAUUUGUUUUUAUAUUUAUCAUCUGGGCUUUGAGUCAGUUAGGAAACAAACAAGUAACCAUAUAUUUUUGUAUAUACACUGCUCAAAAAAAUAAAUGGAACACUUAAACAACACA
Coregonus sp. 'balchen' is the source of this 4352-nucleotide messenger RNA. The record is from the annotation of a GenBank genome assembly. NCBI's taxonomy places the organism in Eukaryota, Metazoa, Chordata, Actinopteri, Salmoniformes, Salmonidae.